This is a messenger RNA of Cyprinodon tularosa, 3313 nucleotides long. RefSeq lists its product as uncharacterized. The transcript has 5 exons. The record is from RefSeq and is a predicted model, not a curated record. NCBI's taxonomy places the organism in Eukaryota, Metazoa, Chordata, Actinopteri, Cyprinodontiformes, Cyprinodontidae. Gene Ontology annotation, molecular function: ubiquitin-protein transferase activity. Bases 1105 to 2238 code for a protein of 377 amino acids.
ACGCAAUAAGUAUAACGUGCGCACGAAAUACUAAUUGAUAAUAUUAAUAUCAUUCCUGGACCAAAUCGAGCGCGUCUUCUCUAGAACCUGCUGUAGCCUACGUACGGAGCCCCGUACCUGCGUGAUGUCAUUAAGGAGCUGCAGCCCUGCACACACAUCAGGAUACUUUUCAAGUAGAGCUGAGGGGUGUAGAUAUACUACUAAGCAAGAGGGCAACUAUGGAUACUCGGCUGCGAGAAUUUUUGAUGGAGCGCAAACUUGAAGAAGAUGUGAUCCAGAAACUUGAAGAUGAGAAUAUUGAUGAAACUGUCAUUCCUUUAAUGACAGACAGUGACCUGGCAAAGUACAUCCCCAAAGUCCAAAGUCUCCACUGUGGCCUUCUGCAGACAAGCAACACUGUCACAAAAAUCACCAUCAAGGAAAGAAUCCAUACUCUCAAGGCUACGACAAAGACUGUCUGGAGCUGAGGCGAUGCCUCCAAAAAAGAGAUCAUCUAAGUGGGCGGAAAUACAAAUGCAAAACGGAAAGUGAGACGAAUUGAGGUUGGCAUGAUGGAUUUUGAUGAGGAGAAGGAGAGGUACAAACAGGUGAAGUCUGUCAGUGGUGGAGGCAUGAGGCAUCUGUCUAUUGACAAAGACGAAACAGUGGCAAAUAUCAAACUUAUGGCUGAAAAUCUUUUUUUCCCCAAUGGCCUUUCAAAAAAAAACAAAAGUCUUUCACACUAUUCAACUCAUAUUGAGAGCUCACAGAUACAUGUUGAUGUGUCUCAUACAGUAGAAGAGUUGUAUAAUCAAAGCAAGGUCAAAAUUCUGCGACUUUAUCUGUGCACCAAAAAGAAAACGACAGCAGCCCUCAGAAGUGGAGGAUGAUGACGCAAUAAGCCAGCCCUCCGGGGUAGAUCUCACUAACAAAGAACAGAAUCAGGCCGAUGAGGAUCUGUUGGUGGAAAACAGAAAUUCAGAAUCACCAAACCACUGUGGAAUUAAUGAUGGAGCUUCCAGAAGUGGAUAUUUGGAACUAAACGACACAUUAGUAUGGGAUGGUCUGCCAACUGUGGGCGAAAGUGAAGAUUCUGAUGUAGUUUUUAUUAUAAGUGGGGAUGACAUGCUGGAUGUAAGUGUGGAUGAACCAAACCUUGAAACACUCUUUCCAGAAAAAGAGGAUGCUGCACCUCAUCAAACAGUGGAUCUGUCACCGGUGCUUGCAGGGGAGGCCAAUGUUCCAGACCAAGCACUUCCUGAACCACAAUCUUGUCCUGUAACACUGAUUGUAAGAAGAGGUCACUGUCUCACUGACUUGAUCAGUGCCUUUAAGGACCCAAACAUUAUUGCAUCUGAGGUCAACAUCAAAAUGCGUUUACCAAAUGGAGAGCUUGAGCAGGGGGAAGGAAGUGGUGUUUUGCGAGACUGCCUGACAGAAUUUUGGAUAGAUUUCUAUGACAGCUGCACACUGGGAGUUGAGGUGAAAGUCCCCUUCAUCAGGCAUGACUUUCAGUGUGAAGAAUGGCAGGCUGUAGCUAGAGUGUUUGUAGUAGGGUGGAAACAAGCUGGUUACUUCCCAGUGAAGCUUGCAAUACCAUUUCUGGAAGAGGUGCUGUAUGGCUCGACAACCAGUAGUUUCAAAGAUUCCUUUUUGCUGUACGUAUCACAAGAAGAAAGAUCUGUCCUCCUGAAGGCUUUGGAGGACUUUAAUUCAGUGGACACAGAUGAAUUGCUGGAUGUACUUGAUGCACAUGAAUGCAAGCAAGUCCCUACCAAGGACACACUGCUCCCUGUUUUGGCACAGAUUGGACACAAAGUAAUCGUUCAGGCCCCAAUGUUUGUAAUUAAGUGCUGGCGUCCUGUUGUGGGUUCUGUAGCUGCUAUACUACCACCAGAAGGACUGCAUCAUUUCAUUGCACAAAAAAAACCAACUGCAAAAACAGUGAAGGAGCUUCUAAACUUUCCAGAGGAGAUGACAGCAGCCCAGUCAACAGUUUCUCGUUACCUGAAAAGGUACAUUGGGGAAAUUGAUUUCAACAGUCUUCAGCUUUUCCUGCGGUUCUGUACAGGAUCCGAUCUCUUGGAUAAGGCCAUACUAAUUGAGUUCAUAGAAACCACAGAUUUCCUCCGCAGACCACAAUCCCACACAUGUGGAUGUGUACUAAAGCUGCCCAUCGGUUACUACAGCUAUCCAGAUUUUCGCAGCGAAUUUAACAGCAUUCUCACAAGCUCAAUGUGGGUAAUGGAUGUGGUGUAGGUAACACUACAAACAAUAACAUGCAGGAUGUGACAGCUCCUUGCUAGACUUGAUGGUUCUGUUAUCUUAAUUAUAGCCAGUUGUGCCUUUUUCAUGUGCGGCAUUUUAUGUUAUCUGCUUUGAAAGUGGUUGUUUUGUUCUUUCCCAAUCAAAUUGUAGGCUUAAAGGGAUAGUACGGGUUUUUUGAAAUGGUGUUGUAUGAGGUACGUAUGCUUAGUCAGUGUAUUACCUGUAGUAGACAGCACUCAGCACUCUCUGAGUUUGCAGAAGCAGAGGGUAGUGCUGGGACAGAAGCAGAGCAAGACACAGCAACAAACAUAUUUUAGUCACCUAAAAGAAGUCCCACUUCAAAAGAAUACACCAGGUUACCUGUACACUAUAUUAGGAAUAUUUUCAGUGCUUCACCUGGUGGGAAAACUUACUUUUCCUUUUACACUAACCAUAGAACUCCCAUAUGCCUACACCUAAAGUGCAUCUGUGCCUGCUGCACACUGUAUUACUCCACUUAGUGCCAAAAGAAACGACUACUUUAUGAGCAGGUGAAGAGUUGAAAAUAUUCCAAAUACAGCGUACAGUUACAGUUCUGUAAACUGGGAGAGUGCUGAGCACUGUCUACUGCAGGUACACUGACUAGGCAUAAGUACAACUCCACUUCAAAUACCAAAAUAAAAUUGAUUAAGUAUGUUUUAUAUUAUUAUUACAGUUGUUUGUAGCAACCCCAGUAGAAAUAAGAAUGUGAGCCUUGGCUGAUGUUUCAGAGGUGUUUAAAAAUAAAUUAGUUGUUUUCAGAAGAUUUUUAUACUUUAAAGACGUUUAAAUAACAUUAUUUUGUAACUAUCAGUAUGAUGCUGGCUAACAGGAGGUUUGAAAACUGUUCUUAACCUGUUAUGUGCAAAAUACCACCUGGUUUUGACUAUGGUGUAAUUUGAAAAAGACCAGUAGACCAUUCAAGUUUGUACAAAAUGUUUAUUUCCUCUUGGUUACAUUCUGUACAUCUUUACACUUUAACAUUUCUCACUCUCUAGUGUUAUAAAUGUGCUGUGAUUUGUUCUGAAAUACAAACUUCUUUAUCAAA